Molecule: messenger RNA, 642 nt
Organism: Knipowitschia caucasica
Lineage: Eukaryota; Metazoa; Chordata; Actinopteri; Gobiiformes; Gobiidae
Source: the annotation of a GenBank genome assembly
AUGGAGCUGUUGAACUUGACCUCUGCUAAUCUCACAAACUCAACCGGAUCUCCAGCUCACUUCAUCUGGAAGGCUGAGAAGAUGGUCCCAGCAGUCAUCAUGUCUGUGUGUUUCCUGGUGGGAUUCCCUGGAAAUGUAGCUGCUCUAAUCCUCAGACCCUGGCAGCAGCUGUCCACACUGACCCAGUGUCUGAUGGUGAACCUGGCCUCGUCUGACCUGCUGUGCUUGGUCACUCUACUUUUUUGCAUCUACAGCAGUGUACUGACCGUCACUGCUCUGAGUGUCCAGCGCUACAUGCAGGUGGUUCACCCACACAGAAGUCUCCAGUUCAAGAAGAGACGCCUGGUUCUGAUGUGGCUCAUGUCGAUGGUCCUCUCCACCCCAAUGUUAGCAUUUCGACAGAUUAUUGUGGACCAGCAAAAGAACUUCUGUGUUUCACACUACUCCUCUCAACCACAACAACUGGCGGUGAUACUCACUGAAUUUACUCUUGGAUUCAGCUCCUUCAUCAUUUGUUCCCAGCCCCUCAGGGAGGAGGCGGUAUCUCAGUAUCAGCUGUCAAUCAAACGUGCGCCCGCCCAGACUCUCCUCAGACGGGAAGCGCAGUCUCACAAGUUGAGCUGCAGCUGCGGAGGAACUUGA